This is a messenger RNA of Helobdella robusta, 807 nucleotides long. RefSeq lists its product as hypothetical. Lineage: Eukaryota; Metazoa; Annelida; Clitellata; Rhynchobdellida; Glossiphoniidae. The transcript has 6 exons. The annotation marks the transcript as partial. The record is from RefSeq and is a predicted model, not a curated record. Gene Ontology annotation, molecular function: protein binding.
UUUUUUUCAGUUACAGCAAAAAUCAGGAUUUUAAAAGAUUAUCAUUUAAGAAUAAUAAACUCAGUUUACCCUAUACCGAGCGGCUUUGACAUUGCUAACAAUCUUAGAUAUUUUUCUCAAACACUUAUUGGAGUGCUGAAAGAUGUGCCGUUGAGUACAAAACAUUUAUUCAUAAGGCGUAAAACAAAUAGAGAAUGCUUACAAGUGUUUCCUGAUCUUGAUUAUAUGCAUUUGUAUGAAACUGUUGAAUGCAUUAUUAACGAUGUGUCAGUUAUACUCACAGGUCAACAUGCUCUUGGUGAAUCUUUGCUGUGUGUUCUUGGAUGUCUAGCCCCAUUCUUAUCGUCAUCUAUUUUGGAUACCCUACCGAAUUUAGUUGCUUCAACUCUAACUACAUUUCCCUCCAGUCUGCAUAGAGAUAUUUUAAUGCUGUUAUGCAAUAAUUUGUUGCCUGUUACUAUAAGUAAUUUGAUGGGCCAAAAUUGCACUUAUGCUACUGACUCAGUUCCAUCGGUACUUAUGAUAGUUUUUCAAUUUUCUCAUUCUAAAGAAUAUCACUCAAUGAUUGUAGAAUGUCUUAUGGCUUUAAAAAAGGAUGUUUACAAAGAUCUGUUAUAUGUCAUUGCGUAUGGCGCAAGCCAAUCUCGAGAAGUAGCAAGUCAUUUGUUGUUUUAUUAUUGGCCACAAUUAAAUCCAAUGUGCUUUGAUUUUUCUGGAAUACACGGCACAUAUCAUGGUAGCUUUUUAAAAUAUUUUUCGUUUUUUCAUUGUUUGGGUCUAUUAAAGUUUUGUGAAAUAGGUUUAUGA